Molecule: messenger RNA, 306 nt
Organism: Micromonas pusilla CCMP1545
Lineage: Eukaryota; Viridiplantae; Chlorophyta; Mamiellophyceae; Mamiellales; Mamiellaceae
Exons: 2
Biological process (GO): regulation of DNA-templated transcription
Cellular component (GO): nucleus
Molecular function (GO): DNA-binding transcription factor activity, RNA polymerase II-specific; RNA polymerase II cis-regulatory region sequence-specific DNA binding
Source: RefSeq, a predicted model, not a curated record
GGAGCAUGGACGACGCAGGAGGACGAGCUCCUCGCGCGGCUCGUGAAAGAGCACGGCACGAAAGCGUGGAGCGAGAUCGCGCGCCUCCUCCCUAACCAGCAGCGGCGCGGGAAGCAGUGCCGCGAGCGGUGGAUCAACCACCUCGACCCGACCAUCAAGCGCGGCGCGUGGACGAAAGAGGAGGAGACGAUUCUCAUUCGCGCGCAGAGGCAGCUCGGGAACCGAUGGGCGGACAUCGCGACCUGGCUGCCGGGACGGACGGAGAAUGGCGUGAAGAACCACUGGAACGCGACGCUGCGGAGGAAG